This is a messenger RNA of Fraxinus pennsylvanica, 792 nucleotides long. Lineage: Eukaryota; Viridiplantae; Streptophyta; Magnoliopsida; Lamiales; Oleaceae. The record is from the annotation of a GenBank genome assembly.
AUGUCGUCUUCCUUUACCGACUUUUUCGACCAAGGCGACUCUCCAUCUGCCGAUUUCACUCACUCCUUCGACGAUGGUUAUAUCGUCUCAGACCCAUCUCAGCAAUUCGACUCGUUUUCGAACGUCACGGAAUCGGAGCCGGCUGCCGACGCCUCAUCUCCUCCGCCAAUUUACGUCUCCACAGGCGCAUUCUCCUCCGAUCCGCAUGAUUUCUCGGCGGAAUCGAAUGAUAAUGGUCCAAUUCUGCGGCCACCGGCGGAAAUGGAACCUGAUGAGGGUUAUGCUCUCAGAGAAUGGAGAAGACAAAAUGCUAUUCGACAAGAGGAGAAGGAGAAAAGAGAGAAGGAUUUAUUGGGCCAGAUUAUUGACGAAGCCGAUGAGUACAAAGUUGAAUAUUAUAAAAAGAGGCAGGAUACAUGUGCAACCAACAUAGCCAGCAACCGGGAAAAGGAGAAGGUAUUUGUGGCAAAUCAAGAAAAAUUCCAUGCAGAGGCUGACAAGAAUUACUGGAAAGCAAUUGCGGAGCUAAUUCCGAAUGAAGUCCCAAAAAUAGACAAGAAAGGGAAGAAGAAGGAGAAGCAGCCUUCGGUGGUUGUGGUCCAAGGGCCGAAGCCUGGCAAACCAACUGAUUUAGCAAGAAUGCGACAGAUACUUGUAAAGCUUAAGCAUAAUGCACCUCCCCAUCUGAAACCUUCUCUGCCAGCAGCACCUGCAACCACCAAAGCUGAUACAACUCUUGUUCCAGAGUCUACUUCUGUGGCAGUCUCAGCUGAGCCGGUUGCAGUUGCAUGA